ACGGCGGGGGCACGGCUGAGUUGUGGUUCUGCUCGGGACGCCGGGGUCAGCCGGCUGUGCCGUGUGUCGGUACCCGCGUUAGAGCGCGGUGGGAUGCGGGUGCGUUUGGUGCUGCUGAGUGUUAGCCCUGGGGAGCGAAUCAGAAAGGCGCUUGUGACAGUGCAGGACUCGCCAUUCUCUUUCCUGUUGAAGAACAGCAACAUAGAUAAAGAGUCUGAUACAAGAAGACUUAUUCCCCUUCCUGAACAGGAGAAGAAUGGAUGCUCCAACAAUGUUCGAUCAAAUUGAGAGGCUUCUGAGACAGAUGGAAAUGUUCAGCCCAGAGAAAAGAAGAUGUGGGGUUGGAAAUCUCUUCAGUGUGUGCAGUUAUCUGAAGGGAGAGUGCACAGAGGAUGGAGCUGUGCUCCUUUCACUGGAGGCCAGUGACAGAACAAGAUGCCAAAGGUGGAACGAAGCUUUUCCAGUAUGUUGUAGAAGACGUUGCCCAGACAAUACAGUUCCUAUAGGCAAUGCUGAAGAUGGAUCCGCCUUUCUAUGUUCAUCUUUGGAGACGCGGCCGCACCGCGACGUGCUGAACAGCGGCGAGAUCCGCGUCGUGCCCCUCUCGGAGCUGCGGAGCUUGCAAGUUGGCCCGAAGCUUUUCCAGUAUGUUGUAAAAGUCGUUGCCCAGACCGUGCAGUUGCUGUACACAAUGCUGAAGAUGGAUCCGCCGUCCUAUGUUCUUCUUCAGAAUCCUCCAGGUUUGCCCAGUAUAGCUGUUGCCUGGGUUGCCUGUCUUUUCUGGAGAAGCAAACUGAUAAUUGAUUGGCACAAUUAUGGAUACACUAUAAUGAGUCUGAAUCAUGGAAGGAAUCACCCGCUAGUGCGCAUUGCAGAAUGGUACGAGAAGCUUUUUGGGCGUUUGUCUGACUAUAACUUGUGUGUCACUAAUGCCAUGAAAGAAGAUCUGUGGGUGAAUUGCAACAUCAAGGCAGUAACGCUGUAUGACAGGCCAGCUUCUUAUUUUAAGGAAACGCCAUUAGAACUUCAGCAUCAGUUGUACAUGAAACUUGCCAAAGACUAUGAACCAUUUAAGCCACAGCAUGUUCCAGAGUCUGUCAGUUGGAAAGCUGAGAGGUCUGCCUUUACAGAGAGGGAUGAGAAGAAUGGGGAUGUGACAAAAACCAGAGGCCGGCCGGCUCUUCUCAUCAGCAGCACAAGCUGGACGGAGGAUGAAGACUUUUCAGUCCUUCUGAAAGCAUUAGAAGAUUAUGAGCGCUAUAUCAAUGAGGGAGUCCAGCUUCCAGCUUUAGUAUGUGUGAUAACAGGCAAAGGACCACUAAAGGAGUACUACAACGGCCUGAUAGAGAAACUGCACUUUAAACAUAUCCAGAUCUGUACGCCCUGGCUGGAAGCUGAGGAUUACCCCCUUUUGCUUGGCUCAGCAGACCUGGGCGUGUGCCUCCAUAAAUCAUCCAGUGGUUUGGAUUUACCUAUGAAGGUGGUAGAUAUGUUUGGCUGUUGCUUACCUGUAUGUGCAAUAUAUUUUGAAUGUUUACACGAACUUGUGAAACACAAUGAAAAUGGGCUGAUAUUCAGGGAUGCAAAUGAACUUGCAGAACAACUGAAGAUGCUUUUCUUGGAAUUUCCCACCCUGGAAGGCAAACUCCACGAUUUCAGGAGAAACCUUCGUGCAUCCAAGCAGCUGAGCUGGGAUGAGAGUUGGGACCAGACUGUUCUUCCUCUCCUUAGCCAGAAUGAAUGACUUUCUUGAGGGGUAUUGUGUCAAAAAAGCUAUCACAUGUAUGCACGUCCAGGACUGUCUGAAGCAGUGAAUAAACCCUUUGUAUUGUUUACA
Molecule: messenger RNA, 1837 nt
Organism: Numida meleagris (helmeted guineafowl)
Lineage: Eukaryota; Metazoa; Chordata; Aves; Galliformes; Numididae
Gene: ALG1
Product: ALG1, chitobiosyldiphosphodolichol beta-mannosyltransferase
Exons: 16
Coding region: 257-1744 (495 amino acids)
Cellular component (GO): endoplasmic reticulum
Molecular function (GO): mannosyltransferase activity
Source: RefSeq, a predicted model, not a curated record